AUGGCGAACGAGCAAAUCUCGCUCCCGUAUCUGAUAGUGAUACUGCUCGUCACAGCAUUUGUGAUACGGUUCCUCUUCUUCUCGCCAUCACCGCCACCGUCGGCAUCGGCAUCCCGGCAGAGCGCGGCAUCAGUGCUGCGCACGCGCGAAGCUGCUGUCGAGAGGAUACAGCAGAUGUUCCCCCAGGUGGAUCGACGGACGAUUCUAUGGGAUCUGCAAAGGAAUGGAGGCAACAUUCAGGCCACGUCCGAGAGGAUCUUGGCGGGACGCAUGGAAACACCCCCGGUCACCUUCCAGCCACCUCCUCCGCCGGGAACUAGCCCAGCGGCAGCAAGCGCCGCCACCGCAGCAGCCUCCAAGGCCGCCGAGAAGCCUUCGCAACCUGACUUGAUCACGAGAUACAAGCUGCAAGACAAGAUCGCACAGCAGCAGGCGGCAGCGGCAGCAGCGGCCGAAGCAGAGAAGGAUAGGGGCAGCAAGGGAUGGAGUUCGAAUCGAGAUGAGAGGCAGGCGCUGUUGCAGAAGCGCAGAGACGAGAUGAUUCUGGCGGCGCGGAGGAAGAUGGAGGCCAAGAUUGCCGCGGAGAAGACAUCAAGCUAA
Messenger RNA from Colletotrichum chrysophilum, 600 nucleotides. RefSeq lists its product as uncharacterized. Lineage: Eukaryota; Fungi; Ascomycota; Sordariomycetes; Glomerellales; Glomerellaceae. The record is from RefSeq and is a predicted model, not a curated record. Gene Ontology annotation, molecular function: ubiquitin binding. The coding region runs from base 1 to 600 and encodes 199 amino acids. The transcript is spliced from 2 exons.